AUGAACCCCGACUCCAAGCUGGACGAGUUGAUUCAGCGCCACGAGGACUCCCUGAAGCGCAUCUCAGACCUCAAGGCGGGAGCGAAGCGGCUGUCCUGGGGGGCCUGGCUCUCCCAGCACUGGCGAGCCAACAGCAACAACAUCGUCAACGUGCUGUUCGCGGGCGCCAUCGUCGUGCUAUCGGGGAGACUCCUCCUCGACAGGCAGGCCCAUGAGGGCGAGGCCAAGCAACUGAGAGAGCAAAGCAAACAACUGCAGGAGGAGAAUGAAAGGCUGCAGACGCGGAUCAGCAUGCUCACAACUCAAAUCUACGAAGUCAGUCAAGACUUGGAUUCAAGGGGUAGAAGACUGGCCCCUUUUGCCCAACGCAUAAGGGACAUCAUACGCAGUGGUCUGGACUGUUCAGAAAACGGGAUUGCUGAAUCAGAGAGUGGUGCUGGUAAGGCUGCAAGGCCACCAGCAGAUGAGAGAAAACGCGGAGAGAACUCCAAUUUCAUGGUGUAG
Ostreobium quekettii is the source of this 504-nucleotide messenger RNA. Lineage: Eukaryota; Viridiplantae; Chlorophyta; Ulvophyceae; Bryopsidales; Ostreobiaceae. The record is from the annotation of a GenBank genome assembly.